Molecule: messenger RNA, 1898 nt
Organism: Solenopsis invicta (red fire ant)
Lineage: Eukaryota; Metazoa; Arthropoda; Insecta; Hymenoptera; Formicidae
Product: odorant receptor 49b-like
Exons: 9
Coding region: 266-1447 (393 amino acids)
Biological process (GO): detection of chemical stimulus involved in sensory perception of smell; sensory perception of smell
Cellular component (GO): plasma membrane
Molecular function (GO): olfactory receptor activity; odorant binding
Source: RefSeq, a predicted model, not a curated record
CUUUCGACGUUGGAUCGAUUAUUAAAUAGGCUAAAUUGACUCUAUAGUGUAAACUGCAAUUGUUUCAAUUGCAUGGAAGUAUUUUGUAUCUUGCGUUUUUGCGUUUAGACUAAAUUAUAAAAAUUGAACUAUAGCACUUAAUAUUUCUUCAACAGAAGAGGAAAUAUAGAUAUCUAUAUUUAAUAAUUAUACUAUACAGUGGGAGGUAAACAGAUCUUCGUUUCUUUAUAUAUUCCAUUAUACCCAUUUUAAUGUUAGUACAAAGAUGAGCAGUGUCAUGGAUAGAUAUUUCAGUCUUAAUCGAACUCUUUUGCUGAUAGUUGGUCUAUGGCCUUACCAAAAAUCGAAAUUUGCUCGACUUUAUUUAUUUUGUUGCUUUAGCAUUGUUGCAACCUUUAUUUUAUUUCAGUUAACAACAUUUAUGACCUCAAAAUGUACUGCAGAUCACAUUAUAAAAAUUUGCUCUUUAUCAGUUGGUAUUAUCGGCUUCCUUAUAAAAUAUAAUUCGUUUUACGUCAACUGUGAUACAAUAAAAUAUUUAAUGGAACAAUUUCAGCGUAUUCAUAAUGAUUUAAAAGAUAAUAACGAAAUUGCCAUUUUAGAAAGAUACGGAAAUCUUGCGAAACGUUAUACGAUUUUGUAUACAGUGGGUCUCUGUUGCUGUUUAUCUAUUAUUAUUAGUGUCCAAUUGUGGCCAGAUUUCAUUGACAUUAUUUCAUCUGCAAACGAGUCUCGACCGCGUCGCCUGAAAAUUUCAACUGAAUACUUUAUCGAUGAAGAGAAAUAUUACUAUAUGCUGCUAUUGCACGUAAAUGUAGCUUUAUGCAUAGGAUUAACUGUAGUAGUAGCAACAGGAACAAUGCUUUUAACCCAUCUUCAACAUACAUGCGGCAUGUUUAAAAUUGCUAGUUAUCGUAUUAAAAAUGCAAUAGAAAUUUAUGUACAAAGUAUUAGUUUGAAAAAUAAGAAUUUUGUUUAUGUCAGUCUUAUUGAUGGUAUACAUAUUCAUCAAAAAGCAAUGAUGUUUUCUGAAUAUUUAGUAUCUAAAUUUGAGAUGACAUUUAUGUCUUUAAUAGUAGUCGGAGUACUUACUUUAAGCCUUAAUACCUUCAGAUUUUUUCAGAUUCUAACAUCUAAAUUUAAUAUUGAGGAUCUUCUACUAUCUACUAUAACAAUAUGUUUUUGUCUUGUAUACAUGUUUUUAUGCAAUUUUAUUGGACAAGAAAUUAUAGAUCACUGUGACUACGUAUUUGUCGCUGCAUACGAAGUUCAAUGGUAUAUAACUCCUCUAUAUAUACAAAAAUUGAUACUAUUUCUGUUAUUAAGAGGGAACAAAUCUUUUGGCCUGAAUGUCGGCGGAUUGUUCGUUGCGUCAUUACAGUGCUUUGCUAUGCUAGCAAAUGCAUCUCUGUCUUAUUUUAUUUUUAUGUAUUCAAUAAGAAAAUGACAGAAGAUACGUAUCCAUUAGUGCAUUAUUAAAAUAAACAAUAGAAUAUAUUUAUUGUUUAAUUCAAUAGAAUGCGGGUUGAUAAAUAUAUAAAUAUACAAAUUAGUAAACAUAUAGCACUAAUCAUAGUUUCUAAUCACAUUAAUGUAUAAAGGAAUUAAAAGGAUGCUAUAGUAACCGAAGAACUUUCUCGAUGUCGAUACUGCAGAUUAUUUUUCGAGCAAGAUCAGGCUAUCGCUCUUUGUCCAACGCAUAGAUCUGUCUUUGUUUUUCGAUUAUUUUGCCAUCUGCGAAAAAACCUAUCAACUACAGUCACUGCUCUGCUUAGCAUUGUUUACGUGCGAAAUUUGUACACGUGCAGCUGUUUACAUGUUAAACUUUUUUGUUAGAUUUUUGACUGGAAUGACACACAGUCAGUGUUGUUCGUUAAAGUUUUCUAAAGUGCGGCCUG